This is a messenger RNA of Aureobasidium vineae, 594 nucleotides long. Lineage: Eukaryota; Fungi; Ascomycota; Dothideomycetes; Dothideales; Saccotheciaceae. The record is from the annotation of a GenBank genome assembly.
AUGAGGCUGUUAUGGCUGGCCGCCGGCGGGCUGCUGUCUUCAGCGACAGCAUACAAGACCAACCAGUACCACUCUGACUUCUCCAACUCGCUAUCUUCGUCGACACCCUUCUCGAUAUACGGAGACCGACCAGACGACUGUCCACCAUGCUUCAAUUGCAACUUGGAUAACUUCCAAUGUCAUCAGUACGCCAACUGCACAAAAUCAAGUGGCAAAUGCGCUUGUCCCUCAGGCUUUGGUGGCGAGGACUGCUCACAGCCGCUCUGUGGUUCGCUGCCGGAUGGCCACAACAGACUGCCUCGUCAGGGCCACGACUGCGAGUGCAAAGAGGGUUGGGAAGGCAUAAACUGCAAUGUCUGCAAGACCAACGACGCUUGCAAUGCCAUGAUGCCCGAAGGCGAAGGCGGUGUCUGUUAUCGCGAGGGCCUGGUUGUCAAUGAGAACUACCAAAUGUGCGACAUCACCAACCGCAAGAUCCUCGAUACGCUCAAGGAGAAGAAGCCCCAAGCCACCUUCUCCUGCAACGUCGAUCGCGCAGAAUGCAACUUCCAGUGUAUGUCUUUCAUGCCACACACUCGCUGUAGCUUCCACUAA